Molecule: messenger RNA, 1788 nt
Organism: Pantherophis guttatus
Lineage: Eukaryota; Metazoa; Chordata; Lepidosauria; Squamata; Colubridae
Source: RefSeq, a predicted model, not a curated record
AUGGCUAUUAUUGGAGGAUUGGAUUUUGACACAUCAUCUCAUAUUGCUGAAAUUACAAGUUUGUUCAAGAUUCCACAACUGACAUACGGCUCAUUAGCCCGAGAGGAAUUUGAGACCAGUAAAAUCUCUUCACUUUAUUUCAUGGUCCCCAAAGAAGACCAUCAGUACAUUGGGAUUAUCCAACUACUUCAUCAUUUCAGGUGGACGUGGAUUGGGAUAUUUACUAUGGAUAACAACAACGGAGAAAGUUUCGUACAGAAAAUGCAGCCCUUACUUUCAGAGAAUGGAAUCUGCUCGUCGUUCGUAGAAACACUUUCACAACUGGUCCACUUGGAAGACUUUCCAGAAGCUUAUCAAACAAUCUCAAUGAUUUCCAUUCAUUUGAUGAAUAGCAAAAUCAAUGCAGUUCUUGUCUAUGGAGAACCAUUGACAAUUAUGUGGCUAAGAUUUGCAGUGUUUCCAGUAAAUCCUGACACCAAGAAAAUUACAUUAUUUAGAAAGGUGUGGAUCAUGACUGCACAGAUUGAUUUCAUAUUGUCAGGAUAUCAAAUCAACUGGGACCUGCAGAUGUUCCAUGGGGCAAUUUCCUUCACUGUUCAUUCAACAAAAGUUGUAGGUUUCAAGGAAUUUCUUCAGACCAUCAAUCCACUUUCAGACUACAGAGAUGGGUUUCUGCAGGAAGAUCUAUACAUGUUGGGGUUCAAUAAGAAGACAACUACAAUGUGUAAAAAUCCUGAUCUUCCAAAUCUGCAGGCUUGGCAGGUUCUUCCACUUGCCAGAUGUAAUGAUCCUUGUUUCCCUGGAUACUGGAAGAAAGGGAUUGAGGGAAAUCAAUUCUGCUGCUAUGACUGUGUACCAUGCCCUGAAGGGAAGAUUUCAAACCAAAAUGAUAUGGAUGACUGUUUUGAAUGUUCAGAAGAUCAUUAUCCAAAUGAAGAAAAGAAUGGAUGUAUUCUGAAAACAGUGAUGUUUCUAACCUUUGAAGAAACCUUAGGAAUUGGUUUGGCCUCAAUUGCUCUUUGUUUCUUCUUCUUGACAUCUUUGGUACUUGGAACUUUUAUUAAACACAGGGAUACUCCCAUUGUCAGAGCCAACAACCGGUCCCUCACCUACACCCUGCUUUUCUCUCUUCUGCUCUGUUUUCUCUCCUCUUUGUUUUUCCUCAGCCAACCUGGCAAAGUGACCUGCCUUCUCCGACAAUCAAUGUUUGGUGUCACUUUCUCAGUGGCUAUUUCUAGUGUACUGGCCAAAACCAUCACUGUGGUUGUGGCUUUCAUGGCCACGAAACCAGGAUCUCAGAUGAGGAAGUGGGUGGGGAAAAGAUUGGCCUUUUCUAUUGUCCUUUCCUGUUCUCUCUUCCAAGUAUGGAUUUGUAUUCUUUGGUUGUCAACAUCUCCCCCAUUCCCUGAGUUGGACAUGCACUCAGAGCUCCAAGAAAUGAUUUUACAAUGCAAUGAGGGAUCAGCUUCCUUCUUCUACUGUGUCUUGGGCUACAUGGGAAUCUUGGCCAUCGCCAGCUUUAUUGUGGCUUUCCUUGCCCGUAAAUUACCUGACAGCUUUAACGAAGCAAAGUUCAUCACCUUCAGCAUGUUGGCCUUUUGCAGUGUGUGGAUCUCCUUCUUUCCAGCCUAUCUGAGCACAAAAGGCAAAGCCAUGGUAGCUGUGGAGGUCUUCUCCAUCUUGGCCUCUGGUGCUGCAUUACUGGGAUGCAUAUUCCCGCCAAAAUGCUACAUCAUUGUUUUGCGGCCACAGCUCAACCACAAGGAGCAUCUCACAAAAAGAAAUUAG